CCGCCCCGCCCCGCCGGCGGCUUGAUUAAUGGCUCUCCCACGGCUGAGAAGGUGGCUCUGCCCCGACACAGCCCCUCCCGGACAGCCCCUCCGGUGGGCGCGGACCGCGGCGGGUCGCGCCGUCGUGGGCUGACACCAGCUGGGCCAGCACGCACGCCUGGCCUCGGGACGCCCGCAGAGAGGCGCUCCCGCCCGGGGCUGUCAGUGGCCGUCGACUCCGGCCGGGCGAGGAUGGAGUGACGAGCGCGGCCCUGUCCACGCUGACCCGGCUCGACGCUCUGCGCCCGCUCGCGCAGCGGAGCAAAGCCCCGCACGGCCGCUCCAGGAAAGGGCGCGCGACGCGGAACGUCGCCAUGGACCGCGGCGGCCCCGCAGGCAGCCCCCUGAUCUCCAGCAACGAGCCCGCGCUCCCUGCCGCCUCCACUCGAGACUCCAUCCCCGGGCUGACCGGGCCAGGGUCGGCGGGCGGCGGUGGGCGCUCGGGAGGUGGGCGGCCGGCGGCGGCGAACGCCGCGCGGGAGCGCAGCCGGGUGCAGACUCUGCGGCACGCCUUCCUGGAGCUGCAGCGCACGCUGCCGUCCGUGCCGCCGGACACCAAGCUGUCCAAGCUGGACGUGCUGCUGCUGGCCACCACCUACAUCGCUCACCUCACCCGCAGCCUGCAGGACGACGCCGAGGCGCCGGCGGACCCCGGGCUGGGCGCCCUGCGUGGCGACGGCUACCUGCACCCUGUCAAGAAAUGGCCCAUGCGAUCAAGAUUAUACAUCGGUGCUACUGGUCAGUUUCUGAAGCAUUCUGUCUCUGGAGAAAAAGCAAAUCAUGGCAAUAUGCCAGCAGACUCACAGCCUUAGGCUGUCCCCUGAUGGGUGCUGAAAGAGAGUGGUGUCUAUUGUUUUAAAUAGUAUGAAAUAAUUCUGUAUUUAUUACAUCAGACAUAACAAACAUCAUUUCUGAAAGUUUACAUAUGAAUCCAUAGUUGAGUUUUCAGAUUUAUCUGUCUAAUCUAAAUAAAUGAGAAAUGAAAUGGUCUUGUAUAAAACACAGCUUAUCUAUUCAGUCUGAGACGUAGUCACUACUAUAUAAUGCAGGAGAAACUACUGGAAAAAAGGAAAGACACACAAAAGCAAAAAACUGUAUAUAUAUCCAUAGAAUGCAUACACUCUGUAGUGUAUUUAUUACAAGUUGAAAAGCUGGUAUCUAUUGAUAGUCUUUCUAGUUUACAAAAAUAAAAGCUGUAUUUGUAAUAUACCAGUAUUUCAUUUUUGUGGAAACCAGUCCAUGCUUAAAGUUGAUCUAAGAAGCUAUUUCAGUUGGAAGGUGUGACAUCAUUUAUUCAGUUUCAGCUGAGAAAAGACUGCUGAGGUAAGAUGAUGAUGCAGUAACUUCUAUAUCUAGCUAUUGUUCCCUCUUAGAAAACUUGUUAGGAAUAUUAAAAAUUGUUUGCUUCAAACAAAUAGAAAAAAAAUAAUUGUUUGCUUCAUAGGACAGGGCUUGCCCACCAUCCUAGAGGAUUACUAAAUAUCUAAUUACUAGAGGCCUGUAGGCCUUCCUUGCCCCGGCUGCCGGCACUGGCACCGGCUUCCCUCUCGCAUCUGGGACCUGGGCUUCCCUCGCCCCCAGCUUCAUCCGGAUCGUCCGGUCUAAUUAGCAUGUUACCCUUUUAUUAUUAUAGAUAUUUCCAAAUUGUAGAAGGUUUGGAAAUCCCUGCAGCGCAGAUGGGUGUCACUGGGCAGCAGGGCUCACUCCCCUCCUCCCUGGUCACUCCAUAUCCACCCUCCUCUCUUUCAGGUCCUGGACUAGCUGAGAAGGUGUGGUUGCAGCCACCCUAGAGAUUGAGCCCCCAUGACCCCCAGUCACAGCUUUGGCCAGGCUCCUUCUCCCCUUGUCAACUUCGGUUCACAGUCUACCUAUUUGGCCAUUAUGACAUGGGAGACAUCCUGUCUGAUUUGGGAAUUCUGGCACUGACCUGUGCCUCGCGGGGGUCUGAGGACCACCCUGAGAUACAUCAGGCCAGAGCAGGCCCUCCUGAACCCGCCCCAGGAGAACCUACAGCCUGGGAAGGCCCUCUGCUCUGGGCCUCUCCUACCACACUGCACAUCAGGUGCCAUGAAGUAGAGAUAAUGGUCAGGGAACACACUGAAUCUUUAAACACCUGAAAAAAAAUCUCCAAUCUCUUUUGUCAUGUUUCUGCUGACUUAUUUCCUUUUAUUUCCCUUGUUUUUUACUCAGUCUUCUAUUAUUCCACUUUCCAAAUGUAAAGUUCAUGUAUUUUUCCGUGACCCUGUUUUAAAGUUGCUGAAUUUGAUCCAAGAUUAGCAAACAGAAAGGCAUAUUAAGGGGCUUAGUUGAAUUAAUAUUGCAGUUGAAUCACCACCUUAUUUUCUCCUCAGUUUUCUUUAAGGUUUUGGCAGUGAAAUGAAAGACUAUUUAAGG
Messenger RNA from Myotis daubentonii (Daubenton's bat), 2433 nucleotides. RefSeq names its product transcription factor 24 (gene TCF24). NCBI's taxonomy places the organism in Eukaryota, Metazoa, Chordata, Mammalia, Chiroptera, Vespertilionidae. The record is from RefSeq and is a predicted model, not a curated record. Gene Ontology annotation, molecular function: DNA-binding transcription factor activity, RNA polymerase II-specific; protein dimerization activity; RNA polymerase II transcription regulatory region sequence-specific DNA binding. Gene Ontology annotation, biological process: developmental process; regulation of transcription by RNA polymerase II.